This is a messenger RNA of Leptopilina heterotoma, 2158 nucleotides long. RefSeq names its product serine/threonine-protein kinase 32A. Bases 472 to 1851 code for a protein of 459 amino acids. Lineage: Eukaryota; Metazoa; Arthropoda; Insecta; Hymenoptera; Figitidae. Gene Ontology annotation, molecular function: G protein-coupled receptor kinase activity; G protein-coupled receptor binding; ATP binding. The record is from RefSeq and is a predicted model, not a curated record. The transcript has 10 exons. Gene Ontology annotation, biological process: G protein-coupled receptor signaling pathway; regulation of signal transduction; protein phosphorylation.
AGGAAAAUCUAAACAUAAUUCACCGGACAAAAUCAAUUUCGGAAACUUAUGAUGAUCCAGAAACGUGAAAAUUGGCAAAUUGUUAUUGAAUCGAAAAGGAAUUCAAAUUUUUUAAAAAGUUCAUUUUGGUGGAAACGCACAUUCAUGACAAAUGACAAGAGCUUAUUUCAAAAAUGUAAAAGCUGGAAAAUGAUUCACGACUGAAUACAUACAUAACAUAUGGAGAUUUGUAUAAAAGUUGAACGAAAAGGGCUCACAAUGGAUGAAAAACAGAAGUGGAAUUAAAAGCUCACAGCUUCUGAAUGGGAUUAGUUGUCUCUUGAAGCGAAUUCAGCCGUUGAAAUGUGGGUUUCCGCAAGUACAAGAGAAAAUGUGGAAAUUAAGCUACUGGGAGCAAGUAAGAUUGAAAGACAAGGAAAUAGGUACCACUUUCGAAAAGCUCGCACUUUAUCGUGAAGAGCUAUUAGGAAAAUGGGUGCAAAGCAAUCCGCAAGAAACCUACCAACUACUGGAGAGGAAGUGAAUUUCGAUCAUUUCAAAAUACUCAGAGCCAUUGGAAAGGGGAGUUUUGGAAAGGUUUGCAUCGUGAAGAAAAAAGAUCGCACCGGAAAUAUGUACGCUAUGAAGUACGUUCACAAGUGGGAAUGUGCCGAAAGGGGUGCCUUGACUAACGUUGCCAGAGAAGUUGAGAUCCUUUCGAAAGUGGAACAUCCUUUUUUAGUGAAUUUAUGGUUCAGUUUUCAAGAUGAAGAAGAUUUAUUCAUGGUGUCCGACCUACUUUUGGGUGGAGAUCUAAGAUAUCACAUACAACAAGUAGUAAAAUUUAGUGAAGACAGCAUCGUUCUAUUCGUCGCUGAAAUUGCCCUCGCUCUCGACUAUCUACAAAAUCACAAAAUUAUCCACAGGGAUAUAAAACCUGACAACAUUGUCUUGGACGAGGACGGGCACGCUCAUGUAACGGAUUUCAAUAUCGCCACUAAAAUAGAAGAUGGACAAUUGGCAACCUCCAUGUCAGGAACAAAACCUUAUAUGGCUCCAGAAAUUUACAUGUGCUCUUGCGAUGAAUCUGGAGUUAUGGGCUAUGGAUACGCGGUGGACUGGUGGAGUUUGGGAGUUUUGGCAUGGGAAACGCUGGCGGGAAAUCGACCAUACGCAGUUCACGCGGCAACGUCACACCGCGAAGCCUUAGAAAUUCUCCAGGAUGAAAGACAAGCGCCGGAGCAAUGGAGCUCAUUAAUUCGCGAAUUAUUGGAUCGACUAUUAACAUUGGCACCUGGCGCCCGUGUGUCAACACUCAAAGAACUCAAGUACAUUACAAUUAUGAGCGAAUUGGAUUUCGAUAUGGUAUUGAGUAAGAAAAUCAAACCCAUAUUCACACCACCCAAGGAUCACUUGAAUUGUGAUCCAACUCAUGAACUUGAAGAGAUGAUUAUUGAGGAGAGACCGCUUCACAAAAAGAAAAAACGCCUAGCCAAACAAAGAUCGCUCGAGGUGAAAUCUCUGACUCAAGAAGUACUAGCAGCAGAAAAGGGUCCAGUCCAGGAGUACAGGAAGCUCGCCUGCAUACCAGAAUAUCUCAAUUUUAAUCGAGAAUGGGAAUUAGAGAGGCGCGAAAGAGACAGGAAGGAGAAGCAAUGGGAGGAGGAGCUCAAUUCUGCUAUGAGAAGUGCCGACCAAAGAUUGAGGCUAAAGCAGCAAUCGUUCCCAAAGACUGCCAAUCGCUUGAGUGUAUCGAAUGCGAACGUGAAAGCGCGAAUUAACGCAUCUCCACUACAAAAUCGACGUAAGAGUGCGACGACGUCGUCAGAUAUUGAUUAUAUUGAUGCCAGUCCGGAGCCUUCGACAUCGUAAUUCGUAAAUGACACCCCUUCUUUUGAAAAAAGAGAUCCUGAGAAAAAUUAUAAGCCUUUUCAUCGCGAGAACAUAUAUAGUGAAUAUUCCCUAUUAGCAAACAUUAUAUACAUAGUGAAACAUUCUAAAAAUACCAUCUUUCCUUUUUUUCCUACUUUUAUACAACUUUAUUCACAAUUUCUUUUUAUUUUCAUUUCAAAAAGUUGAAAGAGAGUUUUCUCUAGACGACAAAGAACUAUUUUAUUUUCAAUUUAUUUACGUUCCUUUUAUAGUUUUAUAAUUUACUUAUUGUAAUUAAUUUAUAUUG